This is a messenger RNA of Myodes glareolus (Bank vole), 5167 nucleotides long. Lineage: Eukaryota; Metazoa; Chordata; Mammalia; Rodentia; Cricetidae. The record is from RefSeq and is a predicted model, not a curated record.
AACACUGUAUACAUAAUAAAUAAGGAAAUAAAUCUUUUUAAAAAAGAAUAAAGCUACAAAUGGCAGAAUACACUAUCAGUGAAAAUGCUUGUGCCUUUCCAAAAGUGCAUAUAAGUUCAAACUUCAUUUAAAAGAAUACUUAAGACUGCACUAGUGUGUAACUUUUGCUAAUUCAUAUAGUGCAUUAUUAUUAUUAACUGUGAAUCUAAAAGAGGAGAAAAGUUUAAGCUGGAUGAGUAAGAUGAUGCUAGAGCAAGGCCCGAGUGCAAGGGAGGAGCGUCAAGUGUGAGUCAACUAGCACAGAGAGCAUGGUGCACAGCAUGGUGGCGUGAGGAGCAAUUGGAUAAAAUUGGGACCUGGGAGUGUACCUCAGUGGCAAAGCAUCUCCUGUGCACACGGCCCUGGUUCAAUUUCCAGCAUCUCAAAAACACUGAACACAGGUGACGACUUCAAAUAAGACCUUUGUUGAGUAAGUGUCUAGAACUGCGAUGCUCACACUCACUUGGCCAUAAGCUUAAAUCUUUGAUCUGCUAGUAAAUUUUGCAAAUGUUUAUUGAAAUUUUUCUCUUUGAGGGACAUUCUAUCUGUACUCUUAGAUUCUUUAAAAAAACAAAACAAAACAAAAACAAAGCUGCAGUAUGAAAAGAAAAGGCAGGCUAGAGAGAUGUCUCAGCUGUUAAAGGCUAGGCUCACAGCCACAAAGCAAAGCAUUCUGCGGGCUAGAGAGAAGCCUCCGCAGUUGAGAGCACACAGGACUUGGACGUGGUUCCAGCACCCACAUGGCAGAUCACAAGGUCUGUGUGUUCAGUGCAGGAGAUCCCAUGCCCUCUUCUGAGGAUACUGCUUGCUUGUAACAUACAGAUGUGCACACAAGAAGAACACUAUCACAUGAGAACUUAAAAAGUAAUAGUAAUAAAAAUCAGUUAAAGAAUUUUUUUUAAAAAAUCUGCAAAGUUAAAAUAGCACAGAAGUGGCCACAAGGGUGUGGUAUAGUUUCUCUAUAACAUUAGUUUAGUUUUGAUUUUCUUUUGUCUGUAACAAUACUAAUUAUUCUUUUAACUUCUUUUUUGUGGUGUUUCCCCUAAAUUUUGAGCUACUAUAUGACCGCAUUUGUUGACUUUGAGUCUGCUCUUAUCGGCAUGAAUUGCGUGUCAUGAUAAAGUGACGGUGUCGUUUCCACUCAGGCAGCCCAUCCGAACAUGCGGACCUAUUAUUUCUGCACUGAUACAGGAAAGGAGAUGGAGCUGUGGAUGAAGGCCAUGUUAGAUGCUGCCCUGGUGCAGACAGAGCCUGUGAAAAGAAUUACCUUUAAUUUCCGAGUGGACAAGAUUACAACUGAAAGUGCAUCAACUAAAGAAACCAAUAACAUCCCCAACCACAGAGUUCUCAUUAAACCAGAGGCCCAGAACAACCAGAAAAAUAAGGAAAUCAGCAAAAUUGAGGAAAAAAGGGCCUUAGAAGCUGAGAAAUACGGAUUUCAGAAGGAUGGCCAAGAGAGACCACUAACAAAAAUUAACAGUGUGAAGUUGAACUCUCUGCCCUCAGAAUAUGACAGUGGGCAGGCCUGCCCACCUCAGAACGUGCACUAUAGACCCAUCAAUGUGAAUAGUUCAGAUGGCAAAGCAGUGAAUGUCGGCUUGGCAGAUGUCCGGGGUGGGAGUCACCCAAAUGCAGGACCCCUGGCCACAGAAGCUGAUCGAGUCCUUCAGAGAACGAACUCAAUGCAGCAGCUGGAGCAGUGGAUUAAAGUCCAGAAAGGACGGAGUCUUGAAGAGGAGCCCCGAGGAGUAAUUUCUUAUCAAACAUUGCCAAGAAAUAUGCCAAGCCACCGAGCCCAGAUUGUGGCCCGCUACCCUGAAGGUUACCGAACACUCCCAAGAAACAACAAGAUCAGGCCUGAGAGCGUCUGCGGUGUGGUGCCUCCUGGCCAUGAGAAGGCUGGGCCCGGAGCAGAAGAGAAGCGGCGGUCUAUGAGGGAUGACACCAUGUGGCAGCUGUAUGAGUGGCAGCAGCGCCAGUUUUACCACAAGCAGAGCACCCUCCCUCGGCACAGCUGCCUGGGCAGCCCCACGGCCAUGGGGAAGCCUCCUGACCAGACGAUGCACUCCAUCCCCACAUCACCUUCCCAUGCGUCCGGAGCUGCUUACCCGGGAUUCUCCCCGCCACGAACAUACAGGUCAGAAGUGUCCUCACCCAUCCAGAGAGGAGAUGUCACGGUAGACCGGAGGCACCGGGCACAUCACCCUAAGCAUGCCUAUGUACCUGACAGAAGGUCAAUGCCAGCUGGCCUAGCCUUACCGGCUGUUAGUCCUCAGAGCCUCCAGGGCAGAACGCCAGAGGAGCUUACGCUGCUGCUAAUAAAGCUGAGACGGCAGCAAGCGGAACUGAGUAGUAUCCGGGAGCAUACCUUAGCACAGCUCAUGCAGCUGAAACUUGAGGCCCACAGCCCAAAGAAUGAAAUUCUUUCACAUCAUCUUCAAAGGAACACCAUAUAUUUGGAUCAUCAGAUGAAAGAAAAUGAACCUAUUAUCACCAUGGUUCACACAAUGAUUGAGAACUCGGCGCUAAGACCACAACUGUACCAACAAUUCUUAAGACAGAAGAACCAGAUAAGUCUCUACUGUCUGUCACAAGAUGAAUGUAGAGGCACAUUGUACAAAUACAGGCCUGAAGAAGUAGAUAUUGAUGCCAAACUAAGCAGAUUGUGUGAACAGGAUAAAGUGGUCCGCGCCCUGGAGGAGAAGCUGCAGCAGCUCCACAAGGAGAAAUACACGCUCGAGCAAGCCUUGCUGUCUGCCAGCCAGGAGAUAGAGAUGAAUGCAGACAACCCAGCCGCCAUCCAAACCGUGGUGCUGCAGAGGGAUGACCUGCAAAACGGACUGCUGAGCACGUGUCGAGAACUCUCCCGAGCCACUGCUGAGCUGGAACGAGCCUGGAGAGAAUAUGACAAGUUGGAGUAUGACGUGACUGUCACCAGGAACCAGAUGCAGGAGCAGCUUGAUCGCCUUGGGGAAGUGCAGAGCGAAUCGGCAGGGAUUCAACGGGCACAGAUUCAAAAAGAACUUUGGAGAAUUCAAGAUGUCAUGGAGGGUUUGAGCAAACACAAACAGCAAAGAGGCUCCUCAGAAACAGUAGGUCUGGCAGGAUCAAAGCCUUUCUCGGCAGUUAAGUACAAAAGCGAGGAAGAGGAAGUAGUCCCACCUCGGCCUCCACUUCCUCGGUCCUAUGACUUUACCGAGCAGCCUCCCAUAAUCCCCCCUCUGCCCAGUGAUAGCAGCUCCUUGCUCUGUUAUAGCAGGGGCCCCGUGCAUCUGCCUGAAGAAAAGAAGAUUCAUCAAGUUCAAGGAUAUCCAAGAAAUGGAUCUCACUGUGGUCCAGAUUAUAGACUCUACAAGAGUGAGCCAGAGUUGACCACAGUAGCUGAAGUUGAUGAGUCUAAUGGCGAAGAAAAGUCAGAACCAGUUUCUGAGACGGAAGCUCCAGUUGUUAAAGGUUCCCACUUUCCAGUUGGAGUUCCUCUGAGAACGAUGUCACCCACACCGGAAUCCUCGACAAUAGCUUCCUAUGUGACCUUGAGGAAGACGAAGAAGGUGGAGCUAAGAACGGAAAGACCGAGAAGCGCAGUGGAACAGCUCUGUCUGGCUGAGAGCGCUCGGCCUAGGAUGACGGUGGAAGAGCAAAUGGAGAGGAUCAGGAGACACCAGCAGGCCUGCCUGCGGGAGAGGAAGAAGGGACUGAGUGUCAUCAGUGCUUCCGACCAGUCGCCCUUACAGAGCCCUUCCGCCGUGCAGGACAGUCCUUUCAGGCCCACUCAGACUCUAAGGAGGGAGGACACUGUUCAGGAGCUAGACACCAUCGACAGAGAAAAUGACGGAAAGCCAGACCACAAAACUCCGGCCGCAGAAACUGUUCUACUAGAAGAAACUGAUCCCCGAAACGCGAAACUCGGCAGAAAGCUUCAAAGGACUGAAAGUAUUUUCUAUGAAAUGCUUUACACGCCUGAGUCGAAUGGAAUGAAUUCUGAGGGGGUGAUGGAUAAAGAACGGCAUGAAGGUCAGGCACGGGAAGAUGUUCCCUGCAGCCCUCAAGAAGAGGCAGGGAUGACAAACCACCGGGCAGAAGACCACCCAGAAGAAGUAGAGAGUCAUCAUGAAGAGGAGGAAACUCUUGCUUCUCUGGAGCCACCUCCUGAGAUUCCUAGAGAGAACCAAACCACAGUGAAAAAUCUGUCCCCGUCUCCUGAGUCCUCCACGUCACCAGAUCCGCCCUCUCCGCCAAAGCUCACAGAAGGAUCGCAUUUCAUGUGUGUGUAGUCUCAGAACUGCACUGCCCCUUGAGAGCACACAGAGCUGAAGCUGUGGACCCUCGGCGAUGGAAGAAGAUGUUGUCCAGUAUACCUUAAAUCUAUGAAAUUCAUAGUUCCGAUGCUUCUGACCUCAGAGCAUCGUUUUAUCACCUUUGGAAAAUGUUUAUUCCAAAAUAGCUUUAAUGGCCCAUGCGUGCACUCCGUAGUCUCCAGGUCGCUGUUCUCCACCAGUGCUGCUGUACAUCAGAGCAUACCAGUCCAGGUGCUUUCUCCCUCGCGCUCCAUCCAGAGCUUGCUUAGUUGCAGUUCCCAGAUUUGGAUGCUUAAGUCUAGGUGAAUUUACGUUGCUUUGGCUUUUCUUCAAAGCUAUACUUCCGUGUGGAGCUUGUUUUCUUUCCUUCUUUUUCUUCCCAUUCUGGCUACUGCAGUACUUUGUUUGACACUUGAUUUGUAAAAAUUUUAUAUAAAUAUAUUUAAAAUGUGCCAUUUUAUUACUGCUAAGUGAAGUAUGUCCUGUUUUCUGCUAUAAUUCUUCCUCGGUCAGAUUGCACCGUCAGCGGUUACUGCCACACUCUGUCAGCUUCAACACAAAUGCUACUGCUUAGCUUUUCUUUAAAAAGCAAAACAAUUACAAGUGUAGGUAUUUUGAAGUACUGGACUUUUACGUCAUUGGAAUAGAUGUGUACAGCAAUAAGCAGGCUUUUAGAUCCAGUACUUGGUCUGUGUACAGAUGUAAUUAUGUUCAUUGUGUAGAUGUUAUACAAUGAGCACAUGUAAUAAAGGCUGCUUACUGUAGUUUAAUGCAAAUGUUCAUAUCUCAUUUCUUUUUUAUCAUGUUAAAUAAAUGUUGAUGUUCUUAAA